AUGCCUGUGUCUAUAAUAAAUUCUACCACUAACCAAAAAUCAAAGCGAUUUACACAUGUGAGUAGGAGCACAAACAAAACAACACAAUCUUCGGGGAUUAGUGUGGAUGAUGUAUUGAACAAGUAUACUAAAUACAAGGCAGGCAAGGGAGUUUGUUUAAAUGAAAAUACUAACGAAUUGGAUCGACUUGAGUUCUCUAUAUCACAGCUGUCCUUUAUAAAAAAUACUAAAUUAGAUUCAAUCAACAGGAAUAUAUAUGAUUUCGUCAGUUCUUCCAUCAAACAGCACGAGUCUAACACAAGUCAAUUAACUUCCAAUUUAUCCACAAUUUAUACUAGUUCCGAGUACAACGAUGUGAAUAAUUUACUUUUGCAGGCUUCUUUUUGGGGUAAUCUGGAAGAGAUUAUUCAUUGUCUAGAUUCAGGCGCUUAUGUUAACUAUUCUGAUCAAGUGGGUAGGUCUGCUAUACACUAUUCCACUGCAUUAGGGUCAUUGGAUUGUGUUAAAUUUCUAAUUUCACGCGGUGCCGAUGUAAAUGCGGUGGAUCUAAAGUCUUGGACAUCUUUGCACAUAGCGGUGACUAAGAACUAUACAAUUGUGGCAAAACUUUUGAUAGACGCGGGAGCUGAUGUGAAGGCUCUCCUAACACACAAAUGUGCUCCCAGCAGAAGGGUAGGCGUAUAUUCCACUUGCAUACAUUUUGCUGCCAUAAAGGGCAAUGUGGAGAUGACAAAGUUGCUUAUGGAGAAUGGAUUGUCGAUUAAUGACAGAGACUCUGCCAAUCUCACUCCUCUAGAUUAUGCUGCCUUCCGUAAAAAUUACAGGUAUCUGAACUAUAUAAUUGACAAUGGGGGCAAAAUUGACAAUAUUGACAUCAAUAACCGCACUGUACUACACUCUGCAGCGCUUGGUGGACAUGUAGAUAAUUUCAAGCUUUUGUUGGCAAAGGGUGGAAACCCUAAGGUGCGUGACAAUUGGGGCUUAACUCCUUAUGACUUAGCUGUACUCAGAAACCAUGAUAAGCUGAUUAGAUUCAUGGAGAAGAACAAGUGUAAUAUAAAGGGUAUAGAUGGCAUAGGCGGGUCUAUGGGUCCCACCGUUAGCGAUAGAAGUUUAGCCAAUGCCAUAGCAAUUUCCCUAGAAGAGCCAAAUGUUGAUAGCAUUGCCAUGGCGGUUAAGUGUCUUGGUAGCGAAUUAUGUUUGAAACUUUUGGAAGCUGCUCUAGCUGUGGAUAGAAAGGGCGGGAUGAUGACUAUGGAUGGGAAGCGGAAGAGAAGUAGGGGCGGCGUCUUUUUUUUUCUAUUAAAGGAACUAUACCAUAAUGGCCAUGUGUCUAGAGACGACUAUGCUUACAUAAAGAUUCUGGACAGGGAAUCAGUGAAGCCUAAGACGUUAAGCGUAUCAGUUAGGAGAAACAGUCUCAAACAUGCUACAACUUCCAGAACAGGUGUUUCCAAUGCAAAAAUUAGUGAUUUUAGUUGUAGAAACUCCAAUAAAAUCGGUUCAACUAAUGACAUUACCAACCGUGCCGAUAGUUCAAAUAUAAAUACUACAAAGGAGGAUCAUGUCGAUAACAAAUUAGUAAAUGAUAAAUAUUCUACUGUAAAGCAUCUGAAUGGCAAAGGGAAACGAGUUACAAAGCCAAUUUUAACCAAGGAUAAACAAUUAAACAACAUUAAAUCUUAUUCAGACGAUGUUACUACGGAGAUCCAAGACAAUGUACAACUGAAUCAUAAAAUUCAAAUGUUGAUACUUUUGCAGAAAUUCCAACAGCAAUUGAAUGUCAAUAAUCCUAUACAUAGUGAAAAUAAUACUAAAUCAAGCAUUGGAAAUGGAGAUUCCGCCGGUAAUAUAGUGACUGGAAAUAGCACUAACAAGGGCUGCAGAAAGACGCAUCAAGCAUAA
Molecule: messenger RNA, 1905 nt
Organism: Babesia microti strain RI
Lineage: Eukaryota; Apicomplexa; Aconoidasida; Piroplasmida; Babesiidae
Product: 26S proteasome non-ATPase regulatory subunit 10
Exons: 1
Coding region: 1-1905 (634 amino acids)
Biological process (GO): protein localization to ciliary inversin compartment
Cellular component (GO): ciliary inversin compartment
Molecular function (GO): protein binding
Source: RefSeq, a predicted model, not a curated record